AUGUCAAAUUCAAAUCUGCUUUCAGAAUUCAAAACCAAAGUUAUUGUUGACAAGAUUGCUCAUAUUUUUCUUGUAGGACCUCCUCCUCACUCCAGAAGUUGGGGAUUUCCAGCCAUUCUAUUGAUGAAUGAGCAAAUAAUGGCAUCUAUUCUCAAAGAUUCGUAUGAACCCUAUUCUAAAAUGAAUAACCAAGAGAAGAAGGAGGCAAGAGAUUGGUAUGAAACAUGUGGAGCUAUUGUCAAUAAAAUGAUUGGUAUGAUCGAUUGGGAGGAUUGGGAUGGUCAUUCUGCUGUUGAAUGUGAUGUCUUAUCCUUUGAAAUUGACCAUCCACAUCUGUAUCAACUCGUUGUUGAUGAUAUGAUCAAAAAAGCAUUUUCCAGUCAGAGUGAGGAAGAAAGAGAAGUUGUUAAGAGUACAGUCUUUUCAGAUCCACCAACUUUUGCCUAUUACUUGUCUCAGAAUUUACCUACUCUCAUUGUAAAGCAUGUUCCCACAAAUUAG
Naegleria gruberi is the source of this 501-nucleotide messenger RNA. RefSeq lists its product as uncharacterized. Lineage: Eukaryota; Heterolobosea; Eutetramitea; Acrasida; Naegleriidae. The coding region runs from base 1 to 501 and encodes 166 amino acids. The record is from RefSeq and is a predicted model, not a curated record. The transcript has a single exon.